Molecule: messenger RNA, 933 nt
Organism: Nannospalax galili (Upper Galilee mountains blind mole rat)
Lineage: Eukaryota; Metazoa; Chordata; Mammalia; Rodentia; Spalacidae
Product: olfactory receptor 13A1-like
Exons: 1
Coding region: 4-933 (309 amino acids)
Biological process (GO): G protein-coupled receptor signaling pathway
Cellular component (GO): membrane
Molecular function (GO): olfactory receptor activity; G protein-coupled receptor activity
Source: RefSeq, a predicted model, not a curated record
AUAAUGAUACUGAGCCUCAACCAAACACUGGUGACCAAGUUUGUACUUCAAGGAUUCUCAGAGCAUCCAAGUCUACAAUUGUUGCUGCUUAGCUGCUUCCUAUUCCUCUAUACCACAGCCUUCAUGGGCAACACUAUAGUCAUUGCUGUAGUCAGCUACAGUACCAGACUCCACAGCCCCAUGUACUUUUUUCUAUGCAACCUGGCCACCAUGGACAUAAUCUGUACCUCCUCUGUGCUACCCAAAGCAAUGGUUGGACUAACCUUUAAGGAAAAUACCAUCUCUUUCCAGGGGUGUAUGGCUCAGCUCUUCUUCCUUGUCUGGUCUACAUCCUCUGAGUUGCUGCUGCUCACAGUCAUGGCCUAUGAUCGUUAUGUGGCCAUCUGCUUUCCUUUACACUACAGCUCUAGGAUGAGUCCACAUCUAUGUGGGGCCCUAGCCAUGGGUGUGUGGACCAUCUGUGCACUGAAUGCUUCCAUCAACACAGUUCUGAUGAUACGGCUGUCAUUCUGUGGUCCCAAGGUCAUCACCCACUUCUUCUGUGAGGUUCCCCCCCUUUUGCUGCUAUCCUGCAGCCCCACUCAUGUGAACAGCAUCAUGACUCUUGUGGCAGAUGCUUUCUAUGGAGGCAUCAACUUCCUGUUUACCCUGCUGUCCUAUGGCUGCAUCAUCACCAGCAUCCUGCGUAUGCGCUCUGCUGAAGGGAAACGGAACGCCUUCUCCACCUGCUCUUCUCACCUCAUUGUGGUUUCUGUGUACUACUCGUCUGUGUUCUGUGCCUAUAUCAGUCCUGCUUCCAGCUACAGUCCAGAGAGAAGUAAAGUGUCUGCAGUGCUGUACUCAGUCUUGAGCCCCACCCUGAACCCCCUCAUCUACACACUGAGGAACAAGGAGGUCAAGCAGGCAUUGGGGAGACUCUUGUUCUUUAUCUGA